Macadamia integrifolia is the source of this 4360-nucleotide messenger RNA. Its product is annotated as BRCT domain-containing protein At4g02110. NCBI's taxonomy places the organism in Eukaryota, Viridiplantae, Streptophyta, Magnoliopsida, Proteales, Proteaceae. The record is from RefSeq and is a predicted model, not a curated record.
UAUCUCUCUCGCUGUUCAUUCCCAAUUCACAGUACUUCACAGUUCCUGCUUCUCACUUCAUCCUUCCUCGAGAAGCUUUGUUUCUGCAACUGUUAAUCAGAGAUCCAGAUUACAAUCUUCGCUUAGGGUUCAUCUCUCAUCUCUAUCUCUGACCCUAACAUCUAAUAUGGCGAAUAUGUUUCUUGGCGUCCGUUUCGUCCUUAUGGGAUUUGAUCCCCUUCUCGAAGCGGAGAUUCGAUCUAAGCUUGUUGAUGGAGGUGGAGUUGAUGUCGGGUACGGUCCCAGUUGUACUCACGUAAUCGUAGAUAGUAUUGUUAAUGAUGAUUCUGUUUGUGUUGCUGCUCGCAACGAUGGCAAAACACUUGUUACUGGCUUAUGGGUUGAGCAUAGUUUUGAUAUCGGAAUGCCUGCGGAUGCAAGUUCGAUUUUGUACAGGCCUGUAAAAGAUUUAAAUGGAAUCCCAGGUGCCAAAUCUCUAUAUGUUUGCUUGACAGGAUACCAAAGCCAAGAUCGAGAAGAUAUUAUGAAAAUGGUAGGCAUGAUGGGCGCACAGUUCUCCAAGCCACUGGUUGCAAAUAAAGUUACCCAUCUUAUAUGUUACAAAUUUGAAGGAGAGAAGUAUGAGCUUGCAAAGAAAAUGAAGAAGAUAAAAUUUGUCAAUCAUCGGUGGUUGGAAGAGUGUUUAAGAGCAUGGAAAAUUGUCCCGGAAGGUAAAUAUGCCAAGAGUGGUUAUGAGUUAGAGAUCAUGGAAGCUGAAGCUAAGGAUUCUGAAGAAGAAACUGGGGAGGAUUAUAGUAAUAAGCAAUGCGAGGGUAUGGAUGUCACAGGGAGCCCCUUUGGCUUAACAAGUGGAACUGCGAUAGACUCCAAAUCGCCCAUGCCCACAGGGGAAGUGUUAGAGAUCUGUCAGACAAUUGUCUUGCCUAAAGGUUUGUCAAAUAGUGCCGAAAAUGUUAUUGCUAACAAUAGGCUAUUAACUACUCCUGAAAAAGAAACCAGAUCUGGUGAAGCCCCAUACUUCCACGAUGUAAAUAGAAGGGGCCAUGGGGACUUCAGCUGUCAUGGUAAUGGAACUCCUUUUGGGGAUGCUAUUGGUGGUGGGACAUCCAUUCCAUUUGACACUGUAUCCAACUUCACUAAGGAAUGUAAUGAAUCAACAUCUAAUUCAAGAACUGCACGAUCCCUUCAUUCUGAUGCAGCAAAGAUAAUUACAGUUAGUUACUCCAGGAGAACCCCAAGGAGGUCCUCAGUUUCUACUUCUGCAGAACCUUCAGGUCCUUCACAUGAAUUUUCGCAAGGAGGUUUAGAAGGAAAGAAGAUCAAUCUUGGGAUUGGCACUUAUUCCUCAACAGUAGAAGAAGCCAAGGAUAAUAUUGAUUUGGAUUGCGGAGCUUUAUAUCAUCAGGGACCAAAAACUGGUACAUUACCUCAGAAGAAAGAGCGGGCUGUUACUAGUAAUGGCAUCAGAUCACCAAAUGAAGGAAGUCAUGAUCCAAAAGUCUGUACUUCUGUAAGUCCAUCAGGAGGUACUCUUGAAGGUUUGAAGUUUGAACCAAUGAUGAUUGGUAGACCCCCAACAAGAACUGAUCCUACACCUAAUGCUGAUAAACAUGAUCCAAAUGCCAUUGCUUGUGUGAAUUUUGUUGAGAAUCAGCGAAAUGGUCCACCAACGAUGAACUCCUUAAGUUCUGAUCGGAAAUCAUUGAAAUGUGGAUUGCCUGUUUUGGAAACUUUUACUUCCGAUAGUACUGAAUCUCCUAGUAUGAGGAUUGCUGGCCUUCCUCAGGAGAAGACAUUUGAAAUAUCAAUGGGGGCUUUAAAAAGUUUUGACUUUGCUAGUGAUCCCAAUAUAGGGGAUGUCAAAAUCGGCAGAGCAGCUGACCUUCCCGCUGAGAGAGAAACAGAGCCUCAGGUGCAGCCCCAGGAUGUCAAGGUUUCAUCUCCCAACAUCAAAACCACAGUAAGUGAGGAGUCCAAAAAUCCUAUUAGUUUGGGCAUAUGUAAGGGAGUGAACGAUAGAUUGGUUACCAAGAAUAUGGUUGGCCAAAAAGGUUUGGGCUCUAGGCUUAGGCCAAGUACUGCCAAGAGUAAUAAGCUGAAGUGUUCCUUUAGCUUUGAUAAAACUGCAACUCUAAAUGGAGCUGCUUUCUGUCCAAUGAUGGGUGUAGAUGGAGCAGAAGAUGAGCAAAAAGUUGCUGAGAAACACGAAAUUUCUUGGCCAACUUCUGCUGCAGAUGUAAUCAUGGGGGAAGAGAUAAAGGGGGAGAAGACUGCAAAUCUCAAUGAUGAGACUGAAUCACAAGAGGACAAAGAUGGUGAUGAGCUUGAGAAGCCACUCACUGAAAAAUCUGAGAUGGCUAAGCCAACCUCUUAUGCUGAUUCAUCAACCUUGGAUGCUGAUGCAGUGCCUGUAGAAGAAGGCAAGGGUGAAGAUGAGUAUUCAAAGUCUUUAAGUGUAAAGAAGACUGAUAUGUUUGAGUCAAGGAAAGCAGUAUCUACUGCGGUGGCUGGAAUCAAGACAUACCAGAAAGGAAAAAAGGGGAAUGAGCUAAGACAAGGAAAAGUUGGAGCUGAGCUUGAUAAGGCAAUUGACAACAAGAAGACUGGGAUACAUGAAUCAACUUUAAAAGAAGAGAUGGUUAAGGAGGAAAAACAUUCAUCAAAGAAAAUCAAGGGAAACACACUAUCCUCUGGGUAUGAGAUAGAGAUAUCUGACAAAGGCAAAGACAAAGAAGAAUUAGAGGAAGGACAAGAGGAAUCUGAGCUCAAGAAGUCAUUUACUGGGGAGAUGACCGAAGCGGGGAAAUCAACCUUUCAAGCAGAUGCGGUAAAGAAAGACAUAUCUAAAAGGAAAAGGCAUCCUUCAAGUAAAACCAACAGAAAGGCCAUCUCUACUGCAAAUGAGAUUGAGAUGUCUGAUGAAGGUGAAAGCAGAGAAGAGGCACAGAAGAACAUUGGUGUUCAGAAGAAAGAGGUGUCAAAGGCAUAUCCUACAGGUAAGACUCUGGCUGCAAGUAAGAGGAAGAAGCCUGUGGAUGCCGAAAAGGAGAACAAGCCAAUAACAGAUGAUGUCCCAAAUGUAAAUAUGUCCAAACAUGGGAGGACCAGUGAAGCCCUGAUUAGAAGUAAUAAAAUGGUUGGUGAAACUGAUCUAAACACAUUUCAAGCUGGUGGAAGUUGUAAUAUUGUAAAUCAUGAACCAGUGUGGUUUAUUCUGAGUGGACAUCAUUUACAGAGGAAAGAGUUCCAGCAGGUUAUAAGGCGUUUGAAGGGAAGACUUAUCAAAGAUUCUCACCACUGGUCAUACCAGGCUACACACUUCAUUGUCCCGGAACCAGUUCGACGAACAGAAAAGUUUUUUGCUGCUGCAGCAUCUGGGAGGUGGAUUCUCAAGACUGAUUACUUAACUGAUAGUAAUCAGGCAGGGAAGUUCUUGCCAGAAGAACCUUAUGAAUGGUACCGGAGUGGCCUUAGUGAAGAUGGCACAAUCAAUUUAGUGGCCCCAAGGAAGUGGCGCCUCUUAAGGAAAAGGACUGGACAUGGAGCUUUGUAUGGACUGCGUGUUAUCAUAUAUGGAGAAUGCACUGCACCACCUCUGGAUACCCUGAAACGUGUCUUGAAGGCUGGAGAUGGCACUAUUCUAGCAACAUCCCCUCCAUACACCCGUUUCCUCAAAUCUGGAGUUGAUUUUGCCAUUGUUAGUCCUGGCAUACCACGCGUUGAUUCAUGGGUCCAAGAGUUCUUAAGACAUGAAAUCCCUUGUGUUUUGGCUGAUUACUUGGUAGAGUAUGUGUGCAAGCCGGGAUAUUCCCUCGAGAGGCAUGUGCUUUACAAUACUCAUGCUUGGUCAGAGAAAUCAUUUGCAAAUCUGUUAGCCCGGUCAGAGGAAAACAUUAAGGCCUUUGACGGGGAGGUGAUGAUGAAUUGUAGUGAUAAAGCUGGUUCCGAGGGGUGCGGAAGAUAUGCUAUUGCUGUGAUCCCCUCCUUUGAAGAUAUCCCGGUGGAAAACUGGUUGUGUUCAAAGUGUAGUGAAGAUGACGGUACCAGAAUUCCAAAGGGUACCAAGAGAAGGCCCUCUUUAUCAAGGAUUUAAUUAAGACUUUCCCCCCCAUAUGUGCAUCUUGCUGCCCAUCGGGUUGUGAUAAAGUCAAGAGGAUAAAAUCUAGUUUGUUUCACACCUCUAAUGUAUAGUAUUUUUAACAUUUCAACAAGAUAUUAUCAGGUUGAUCUCGCCCAGAAGAUGACAGCAGUAGUUUUCUUAAAUUUAUUGAUGCCUAUUUGUGCGGGUUAAGAAUCCAUGUAACACACCAAUCACACAGUUAAAGCAGAAUGGAACUGAUGCAGCUUCUGUUCUCUCUCC